Molecule: messenger RNA, 774 nt
Organism: Cyclopterus lumpus (lumpfish)
Lineage: Eukaryota; Metazoa; Chordata; Actinopteri; Perciformes; Cyclopteridae
Product: myelin transcription factor 1-like protein
Exons: 6
Coding region: 58-774 (238 amino acids)
Biological process (GO): regulation of DNA-templated transcription
Cellular component (GO): nucleus
Molecular function (GO): zinc ion binding
Source: RefSeq, a predicted model, not a curated record
UUGCCGGCAGCACUUGGCAAACACUGCGGGACGGAAGCGACACGCGGGACCGCAGACAUGAAGCUGUGUCGCACUUUUCUCGAAAAUGAGUUCCGGGGCGAGCUGGUGAACCAGCGGUGGACACGAGGCGAGAGGACCAGCAGCCGCUGCCAGGCCUCCCAGAGACUGCAGAGCCGUCAACCAAUCAUGAUGAGUGUGGAGGGUGACACCAAGCGGACUCGCACUCGGUCCAAGGGAAUCAGAGUUCCCAUUGAGCUCGUAGGACAAGAGCUGAGCUGCCCCACCCCUGGAUGCAAUGGCUCUGGCCAUAUCAGUGGGAGAUACUCACGACACAGAAGCAUUCUGGGCUGCCCGAUAGCAAGAAAGCGCCGUCUGGAGGAAGCAGAGGCUGAGCAGGAGCAGGACGCAGAGCGGCCCGCCUCCAAGAGGAAGUGCCACCCCCUGAAAAUGACCCUGGACGAUGGCUUCAGUGCAGAGAGCGACGCCAGCAGCGAGGCCGAUGGAGAGAAUGAUGGAGAGACCGCAGGAGAGGACAAGAAGGUGGAGGAGGACAAGGAAGAGAGGGGGGCAGCUGUAGAGGAGACAGACAAGAUGACAGAAGACCUGAUGCAGGACGCACCAACAAAUAAACAGGAGCAGGAGUCACAGAUGGAGGAGGAAGAUCAGAAAGAGGAGAAUACAUUGGCUGCAGAUGAAGGUGAGUUCAUAUCAACCACAGUCCUCUUUCCCGGUGAGGAACAUCUAAACCCAGCAGCUGUUAAACCAAUCCUCUAG